AGAGGCAGGCCAGGCUUGUUCGCUUUUCACGCUGUUGUCUUCGUUGGGUUCCUUUUUUAUGAAAUUGUGUUGGCGUGGAAUGGAGCGACAGGGGCUGCAUGUUGUCAUUGGUUCGAGCGUGUUAGUGCCGUUUAUUAAUUGUCUUUUUUACUCUGUGUCGUGGCAGAGAAGCCAUGGCUAUCCCUGCUGCCACACAGCUUUGAUUUCCCACUCACACUCACACAAUCACACACACACACUCUCACACGCACUUUACGCCCAGACAACUCAAAGACACCCGCGCACCCCUGAGCUAAACAAAAAAAAGAAAAGAAGACCAAGAAAAAGAGUGUGAGAAAAAGAGAAAAAAGAAAAUGUGUGGUAGGGGACGAGGGGAUCGAUAUCACCCUACCCGAACCAGUCACGUUCCGCCGUUUUCCAGCCGUUCAGCAGGUCAAGGUUUGUCGAACUCCGUAGUAAUCGCCGAAGUCAAAAGCAAUUAAGCACAUAGAUUAAAAUAAAAAAUUACAGAGAGACAUUGAUCAACAGAGAACGGACAUCCG
This is a messenger RNA of Trichoderma harzianum CBS 226.95, 542 nucleotides long. RefSeq lists its product as hypothetical. Lineage: Eukaryota; Fungi; Ascomycota; Sordariomycetes; Hypocreales; Hypocreaceae. The record is from RefSeq and is a predicted model, not a curated record. The transcript has a single exon. The coding region runs from base 59 to 334 and encodes 91 amino acids.